Messenger RNA from Emericellopsis atlantica, 1245 nucleotides. Its product is annotated as putative capsule polysaccharide biosynthesis protein. Gene Ontology annotation, molecular function: glycosyltransferase activity. The transcript has a single exon. The record is from RefSeq and is a predicted model, not a curated record. The coding region runs from base 1 to 1245 and encodes 414 amino acids. NCBI's taxonomy places the organism in Eukaryota, Fungi, Ascomycota, Sordariomycetes, Hypocreales, Bionectriaceae.
AUGGAUGCCUACAAAAGAGACCAUACCUCCGGGGAGGAUCAAUAUUUCUUUACAGACACCACUGAUCUGAAGAGGAUUCCAUCGUCGCGGCUCGAUGCAAGAUCUGACGAGGAAAUCAUCGCGUCCUUGCUCCAGUAUCAGCCAAUCACCUCGGAAAAGAACAUAUGGACUUUCUGGGAUACCGGGUUCUGGCAGAUGCGCCCCUAUGUGAGGCGCAAUGUCAUCGGCUGGGUGCGACGUCUGGGACCCGAGUGGACGGUUCGGGUCGUGGACCACGUGGAUGGCUCCCCAACCAACAUCAAUGCGUACCUGUCGGAGAGCGAGUUCCCUAGCGCCUUCAAUCGCGGCAACAUGACGGGACCAUAUGCCGGAGUACAUAAGGGCGAUCUUGUGCGCUUGCCGCUGUUGUACCAUUAUGGUGGUGUGUGGAUGGACGCGGGGACGACGUUGUUCAGACACAUGAACGAUAUCUGUUGGAAGGCGCUGGAAGACCCUAAAACCCCCUACGAGGUGGCAGGCUUUGCUCCUGGCACUGAGACGGGCAACGAUGUGAUCAUGAACGGAUUCAUUGCCGCCAAGAAAGGAAAUGGGUUCGUCCGGCGCUGGCAUGAUGUGUUUCUCGAGAUCUGGAAAGACCGAACGGACUGCAUAGGUCUUCAGGACCAUCCUCUUUUGCGACAGGUCAAGAAGGUCGAGGUUCCCAAAGACAUGCAGAUCAAAUUCGGUAUCGACAAUUCACUGAUGAACGACUACGUGGCACACGUCUUGUCUUUCAAGCGUGUGCGCAUGCUUCAAGACCCAGACGAUGGUUUCAACGGCCCAGAAUACUGGGAGAAGCAUGCAUAUGUUCUGCCCGUGGAGGAGACUUUCCUGGCGCAGAUUAUAUGCGCAUUCGAUGGUCAAAGGCAAUUUGAUCUACUUUCUCUGCCCAGAGACGAGGUUAAUGCCGAAUUGGCUGAGGACAAGAAGGCAGCUGAGCACCUAGUGCAAAGCCUGUUGGCCAAGGCAUCCACGAUGAAGCUCUCACACGGUUUAAAAAACAACAAGCUGGUCCACCUAUCUAAGCUAUGGGAUCUCCCCGAGAAUGCAGAUGCAGAUAUCAAGCCAGGCAGCUUUGGGGCUUUCCUGAGAUGGGGAAGUGUACAUUUGGAUCAAACGAGGAGUUUGGCCCCCUUGACCGUUCGGUGUGCUGGCGGCGUGCUUAGAGCCGGUCUGCUGGAGAUUGUCGGAGAAGAUGGGCAAUGA